UUCCAGUUCGUCUGAUAAACACGUGACUGUCAACACUGAGUUCCUCUUCGACAAAUGACGUGUAACGUAAUGUGGCGAAACGUGAAGGUAGAAGUAUAAACGCACAAACUACUCUUCCGUGUUUACUCCAGCAGUACGUGUUUUUGGUGGAAAUCAGUUACUUUCACUUUCGUUUUACACGGCAUGGCUGUCAAGGACAUCAACAUUCAGAUCUCCGCACAAAGCUGAUGUUCUUCCUGUCGCUUGAGAAACAUAUUUCUUCAGCAACAAAAAUAUGCUGCAGUUCAUCGUUCUUAUCAUUUUCAUUUCUCUCGUCCCUCCUAUUAAUUCCAAGGACAAAAACAAGACCUUUGUUACAGCUGAUUCCUCGUUCCCAUGGAAACUGAGAUUACCAGACACAGUAAAGCCGGUUCACUACGAUUUACUAAUACAUCCAAACCUGACUUUCCUCAAUUUUACUGGAAGAGUACAGAUUAAGUUGGAAGUACAGCAGGACACCGAGCACAUUCUUCUUCACAGCAAGAAUCUUCACAUCUCCAAAGCAGUUGUUUUGCAGUCUGGCGAUGGUCAUGUUCUUCAUGUCCAUGAGUCUGAGCCAUUUGAACAGAUUUCAUUGUCUUCUCAGAACUUUAUGUUUCUGAAAGGAGUACAUGUUAUCCAAUUAGAUUUCUCAGCUAACCUGUCCAACAGUUUUCAUGGCUUUUAUAAAGGCUCAUAUACCACACGGCAUGGUGAAAUUAGGGCUUUGGCAUCUACCCAGUUUGAGCCUACACAUGCUCGUGCUGCUUUCCCCUGCUUUGAUGAACCAGCCUUCAAAGCCAACUUUUCUAUCCGCAUACGCCGGGAACCAAGGCACAUUUCCAUUUCUAACAUGCCUAAGUUGAAAACAGUGGCGCUCACAGCAGAUUUGCUGGAGGAUCACUAUGAUGUGAGUGUGAAGAUGAGUACUUAUCUAGUGGCCUUCAUUGUUUGUGACUUUGUCUCCAUCAGUAAGAGAAGUCAGCAUGGUGUUCAGAUAUCUGUAUACACUGUUCCAGAGAAGAUUAAUCAAGCAGAAUAUGCCCUCAACACAGCAGUAACACUUCUUGACUUUUAUGAUGAUUACUUUGCCAUCCCAUAUCCACUUCCCAAACAAGAUCUUGCGGCAAUUCCAGACUUUCAGUCCGGUGCUAUGGAGAACUGGGGCUUGACCACAUAUAGAGAAUCCGGGCUCCUCUUUGACCCUGAAAGGUCUUCUACCUCUGACAAACUGGGCAUCACAAAGGUUAUUGCCCAUGAGCUUGCCCAUCAGUGGUUUGGUAACUUGGUGACAAUGCAGUGGUGGAAUGACCUGUGGUUAAAUGAGGGCUUUGCCAAGUUCAUGGAAUUUGUAUCCACCAACAUCACCUAUCCUGAGUUGCAAGUGAAUGACUACUUCUUAGAGAAGUGUUUCACUGCAAUGAGUGUGGAUUCUUUAAGCUCCUCGCACCCCAUCUCAACCUCUGUGGAAAAUCCUGCAGAGAUCCAUGAAAUGUUUGAUGAUGUAUCCUAUCAGAAGGGGGCCUGUGUUUUGAAUAUGCUGAGAGAUUUUCUGACCCCAGAAGUGUUUAAUCUUGGGAUUAUACGUUAUCUGAAGAAACACAGCUACCAGAAUACUGUUAAUGCUGAUCUCUGGUACAGUUUGACAAACAUCUGUGACUCAGAUGAUUUUGACUUUGGGACACUGAAUACAAAUGGAUUCUGCACUGAUAGCAAGUCCAGACCUUCUGCUUCUAAAUGGUAUAUGGAGGAUGACCUGAAUGUGAAGGUUAUCAUGGACACCUGGACACUGCAGGAGGGUUUUCCCAUUAUCAUUGUGAAUGUCAACGGUCGAGAGGUCAAACUAAAACAGGAAAGGUACCUUAAAGGGGCAGAUACAUCAAAGAAUUCAAGCUUCCUUUGGCAAGUCCCUUUGACCUACAUCACCAGCAGCUCCAACUCUGUCCAGCGUUUUCUGCUGAAGACUAGAAACGAUGUAUUGUACUUGCCAGCGCAAGUGGAGUGGAUCAAAUUCAAUGUGGAUAUGAGAGGUUAUUAUAUUGUGCAUUACGAAGAUCAGGGCUGGGAAGCUUUGAUCAGGCAACUUCAACACAAUCACACAGUUUUUAGUGGGAAUGACAGAGCAAGCCUCAUUCACGACAUCUUCCAGCUGGUCAAAAUUGGAAAGGUCACUCUGGAUAAGGCCCUGAGCAUGAGUCUGUACCUGAAGCAUGAGACUGAGAUCAUGCCAGUGACGCAGGGCUUCAGUGAACUCGUCCCUCUUUACAAACUCAUGGAAAAGAGAAACAUGGCAGCACUGGAGCACCAGAUGAAGGCCUACUUAGUGAACCUGUUCCAGGGACUGAUUGACACACAGACAUGGAGUGAUGAGGGCUCAGUUUCAGAGAGGAUCUUACGGAAUUACUUGCUCCUCUUUGCAUGUGUGCGCCGUUAUGCGCCCUGUGUUACCACUGCUCAGGAACUUUUCCUCAAGUGGAAGGAGUCAGGUGGCAACAUGAGGUUGCCUGCUGAUAUCCGCUUGGUUGUUUACACUGAGGGUGCUCGAACAGAAGAAGGUUGGGACUUCCUUAUGGAAUUGUACCGUUACACAAUGUAUCCCUCUGAAAAGAGUCAUAUUAAAGCAGCACUGGCCUACAGCCCACUGGCUCACAAGCUAGAGUGGCUAAUGAAGAAGGGACUAGAAGGAGAAGUCCUGAAGACCCAUGAGCUGCCAUCACUUGUCAUUAGUGUCAGUAAAAACCCAAAUGCAUAUAAACUGGCAUGGAACUUCCUACGAGCCAACUGGCAAGAACUGGUUAAGAAGUUUGAUCUUGGUUCCUCUUCGGUCUCACGUAUGGUUGUUGGAGUAACUAAUCAGUACUCGACCAAGGAGAUGCUAGAAGAGGUACGGUCUUUCUUCAGAUCACUGCAGGUAGACAUGGGUUCAGGACUGCGUAGCAUCCAGCAGGCCCUGGAGUAUAUUGAGGAGAAUAUCCGCUGGAUGAACAGGAAUAUUCCACUUCUUAAAGACUGGCUGAACAGUCACAGUGCCUGACUGAAGUCACAGAGCUGAAGUUAACAUUCUUGUUCUGCUUAUGGUGUACGUAACUAUAAGUGAAAGAACCUAGAGCACUCCACUUUUCUCUAUAGACAUUCAAAAGGUUUCUUUCUCCCAUGAAUUAUCAAACACAUUGUUUUUAAUUCCCUGUGGACUGCACUUAUAAUUUUUUUUUUUUUAAAUAUACAAAACCAGUUAGAACAAGUUGGGGUCAUGUGUUAGCAAGGUAAUUUCAGGUUUAAUUUCCGAACAAAGUUUAACUUAAUGUUAAACUGGACUAAGCCAAUUAUGCCUCAAAUGUUAGAUGUAAAUAAUAUCCCUGACAUCAAUAUCCCUGAAAUCAACCCUUUGAUAUGGUCAGCUGCCCCAUAAAGUUCUUUUUUUUCCCCUGGUGGAGUUAGUUUUGUUAAGAAAAUUAAUAAAAAAUAAUUACAAAUAAAAAGUUAUGGACUUAUUUUUUUUUAAUUAAAAGCUUCAGUAACCACAUUGUCCUGGUCAAUCCAGAGCCUGUCUCUGGAGCAUUGGACUUCAUUUAAUCAACUAUUUAAUAACGAAGUUAUUAUAAGUGUUUGUAAAAAUUCCUACCAGAUUUACAGUUUUUUGAGCAUGGUUCUCAAAGUAGGGUAAAGGAACUUCCACAGCCAGGGGGUCAAUUAUUUUUUGUUAUGAUUUUGUUAGUUGUGGAAAGUUAUUACAUUAAUUAUUGCCUUUUUUUGGUUAUUAGCUGGUUUGACUGGUUAAGUUAGAUUGGAUUAAACAAAAAUUAAACAACUCAAAAAACAAGUAGGCUUUUAAGUAAUGUUAACUUGACUGAUGACAAUUUUAAUAAAAUAUUUCAUAAAAUGCACUAUGGCUCCAAUGAAUAGCCAAGAUAUUAUUGUACACAUUUAAAUAAUGAGCAUAAUAUUUAAGCAGUGUUUGAUCAAAUUAACACAAUGUGCUAAGGGAGUCUAUGGAAUUAAUUUUAUUUUUAAAAAGGAGCUCAAUGUUUAAGAACCUCUGCCAUAAAAGGAAAACGCUUAAAGAGAGCCGAAAACAGAGACAACUAAAUGUGGGAUAAAUCUUCCAGUAAUGCAGCUUAACAUGGAAAAAAUGCUACUGAUUUUAAAAAUAUAUAUUUUUCUAUUACCUUUUGCAUUGAAAAAAAAAUUCUAUAAAAAAUACUAUUUGUUUACAGGACACACGUUUAUUUAGCUAAUAAAAAUAAGUAAAAUCCGAAAACUGAGAUAUUUGUAUAAUUACAGACACAAACAAGUCUAAAAAUCAAAAUGUUAUGAAAUUACAAAUACUUAGACCCAUGAAACACAAAGCACAAUAUGCACACUUGAGUCCCAAAUGACCAAGAAAAGAAAAAAAGUUGCCAUUUUCACCCAAAAACAAACAGAAGAACAACUAUGUAUAAAUAAGUUAACAGAACAGAUUGGUACAGCUUAUGCCAACAGGUUUAUUUAAUAAAAAAAAAAAAAAAAAAAAAAAAAAAAAGAUACAUGGUUCUUUAAAAUUCUUCACCUUCAUACACAGCUACUUUAACCACUUAUAAAGCUGAGUUUAUCACAGAAUUCAGGUUUUAAAAAAUAAUAAAAAAAGCUUAUGUAAAAAUGGACAAAUCCUCUUGAAUGAUGUGCUAUUCAUUUUAAAAAAAAAUGUCUCCCAUACUUCAUGUUUGUAUGGCAGAUAUCAGAUGGAUACAGUAGGAAAUGCAGUAGUCUGGCUUUUCAGAGUCUCUAAAAGCUUUUAUCUUGUACUGUCAUAAUCACUGACCAUUCUCUUGAUGUGGCUCAACUUGGCCUUCAGGUCCUUGCAUCUCUUCUUCUUCAUCCGGUAGUCAUUGCUCUUUUGAGACAUAAAUAAAGACAGAUUAAUCUAAAAGUCCAUUUUUACCAUCAUCCCAUCCAGAAACAUGUUGCAAUGGAUAAAUAAUAAUAAUAAUAAUAAUAAUAAUAAUAAUAAUAAUAAUAAUAAUAAUAAAAAAGCUAAAAACACAAAGCAAAAACCUCAAACCUGAAUGACAAACCCCUUCACUCGAUUUUACCACAAUUAACAGGAUUAGCAUGUUGCUCUAAAACUUCAGGUAUACAUUUGCACAGAACAAUGAGAAAACUUCCAUUUCAUUCACCCUUACCCGCUUUUUGUCCUUCAAUGCAUCGUACUCGUCCAGGGCAUCCUGUUUCAAGACAAUGACAGGUCAGCAAACAAGUAUGUGAAAUGUAUAUUUCUUGUAACUGUGCAGGUUAAUCACACUCAGGAGCAAUAAAAUAGCAAUGACUGUAGAAAGUAAUCUUCAUUCUUCAAUAUCUGAUGUGUUUAUGAACUGAGAAAUGUAUCAUUCUUAAUGUAGUACUCAGUAAAAUGAGUGAUAGGGGCCCAAACAGAAAAUCAUGUUGUUUUCUCUUACCAGGUACUGCGGAGUCCCCUCCUGAAGCUCGUCAAGCUCACGGUCAACCUCAGCUAGCCGCUUGUUAAUUUCAUCCAGCUCAGCCUGCAGACUCUUGUACACUUGGUGAUUUCGGUCAAACUCACUCUUAUAAUUCUCCCUUUCAUGAUCAUCAGCAAUGGGGGGGAAUUCGCUGAACAAAGGGAAAUACAAAACUUCCUCAAAUAUUUCUGCAGUGUGGUAAUUUAAACAAAGUUUACACUUACCAGUGCAUAAAACUUUAAAACAUUUUUCCAACAAUUAGUUCUACAAGUUGAAGAGGGGAAAAUCCUUUGUCUACUUUUAGCACAAAUCAAUUGAUUAGAUAAGCACAUUGCCGUUCCAAAACAGUGUGUCUAUACACAAAAGUGUUAGUGCAGCUUACUUUUACCCCUGUAUUUUUUUGUUGUCGAGUCACCCUGUAUUAUUCAUUUUACAGCAGGAAAAAGAAAAACACAAACAUACAGUACAAUAGGAUCCUAGACCCAGGGCUGCGUUUCAACACUGUUCUUAAAACACCCUCGUCAACUUCCUUUCAGCAUUUCCCCUUGGGGAAAUCCCAUUUGUCAUCGUGACAUCUGUUGAUGGAUUUAUCCCUCAAUUCAUGCCUAAUCAAUUAUUUGGUUAUGAUUAAUGUGACUUAGUAAACAUUCUGUAGUCUGUCAACCAGCAGGUGCUUUAUCGGAGAGAGAAAGUUAUAUCCUUUAAUAAGUUAUUUUGACCAGCGGUAUAGUGAAGAGCUUCCCUGAACGUAAGAUUUUAUCUUGAUACAUUUUGUCAGACAGCAAGACGACAAAUGAACAGAUUAAAAUGCAAAUUAAACUGAUUCGAAUUGAAAUCAAGCAGUUCAGAUGGAGAGCUUUAGGUUUUCAAAAAGUCAUUUUCUCCACCCUACAACAGGUUGUGUCUUUAGUCUUGGAGAGGGAGGAAGGUCUCAAAAAGCCUCCAGACAAACCAUCAAUGAAGCUUGUAAUUAUACAAGAAUCCUUAUGGCAUGUUUAAGGCCAUUUCAAUAGCUUACUGGCACACAAAGUUUAUUUUAUGACCUCUUCAAGACCUGAAGUUUUUUUUGCAGGCAGGGACCUCUUUCUUUACUAACAUUUUGUAUCAUAUAACAUUAUAAUAACAACUGUUAAGAUAUGUAAUUGAUUCUUUAAACCCUGGACAGCUGCCAGGGAAAGUGAGAAUCAACUGGAUGUCUUUUUCACUGUUUUUGCACACACACAGAGACCAAUCAACAAAGCCAUGUGGUGAAGUGUGACACAACUUACAAUAAAUACGACUGUCAUAAGUCAUCUUUCCCUAAACCAAUUUAGCACAGUUUCAGAAUAACAAGGAACCAUGGCAGUUAUACAGUCCCCUCUGAAAGGACUGGAAUAGCAAGGCCAAUUCUUCUUUCUUUUUUUGCUAUAUACUGGGUAUAUUUGCUAUAUACCCAGUGAACCAUUGAGGUUGGAGAUCAAAACAUAAAUAGAUCAGAAUUUCAGAUGCAAUAUCGUCAGUGACUCAAACACUGGUGGGUUGUGCUACCGUCACCCCUGCCUUGUGAAGGUUGGUGGUGAUGUCACUGACUGUCGUUUUUAGGUUUUCUGUCAUCAACUGCUUUGCCAGGUUUGGUGCUAAAGAACUCCGGUGGCCUGCACAGAGCCUUGACUUUAACCCCAAUGAACACAUUUUGGAUGAAUUGGAAUACUGAUUGAGCACCAGGCCUGAGAUCAGUGCCUGACCUCUCUAUUGCUCUUGUGGCUGAAUGAGCACAAAUCCUCACAGUCAGGUUCCAAAGUCUAAUGGAAAGCCUUCCCAGAUGAGUGGCGCUUAUUACAACAACAAAGGGGACCCAAAUCUAUAAUGGUAUGGUCAACAAGUACAUAUGGGUGUGAUUGUUCAGGUGUCCACAUACAUUUUGGAACUAGAUUGUAUGACCAAGGUCCUAAUGAGCUCCCAUACAGAUGAAUGAAAGUUUGUAGAUUGGAGUGAUUACUCCAACACUUGCAGUAAAAAGGGCUAACAUAUUGCUAGUGUGUGCUACAUGCAAUUUAAUCCCAAGCAAGUCCAAGCUGUGUUAAAGCUUACAUAAUUGAUCUUUGUUUUUAAGAUACUGAGUUUUAGAUAAAGAAGUAAAUAACUUCCUGUUUGUAUAACUUCAUAUCAUAUGGCUGGCAUCAUUUUAACCCCACAAUGAACAACAAGAAGAACUAUAAUUAUAUUAGGUUGACUGUAGUUUGUUGUGAGCUCCAACAUCAUUGCUUCAAUGAAAAAAUAAUAAAAUUGAAAGAACCCAUCUUACAGAAGCAAGCUUCUAAAGCACUGAGGGAAAUGUUAAAAAACUAGCAAUGCAGAGCAAAACUAGGAUCUAAAACACAACCCAUAGUGGCCCUAGUUUUAUCCCUUUUUCUUGACCUCAAUGUGCUCAUGCCCUAUUUGUGUUCCAUUUACUGCAGCCCAAGUAUGAGCCACGCAUGAGCUUACCUGGAGAAGUCUUCGUCGUCAAGUUCGUCUCCAGAUGAUGCAUAGUCCGUGUCGUAGUCAUUACCGUCAGUACGGCGAGGCCGUCCUGCACGUUUUUUCUUAGGUUUGCUUGCUGAGCUGCCCAUGUCUGAACUGCUGUAGUAGGGAACUGUACUCCGUACUGGAAGAUGGUGCUCCACACCC
This is a messenger RNA of Ictalurus punctatus (channel catfish), 8120 nucleotides long. It is a transcript of the gene erap1a, whose product is annotated as endoplasmic reticulum aminopeptidase 1a. The transcript has 19 exons. Bases 275 to 3052 code for a protein of 925 amino acids. Gene Ontology annotation, biological process: proteolysis; peptide catabolic process. NCBI's taxonomy places the organism in Eukaryota, Metazoa, Chordata, Actinopteri, Siluriformes, Ictaluridae. Gene Ontology annotation, molecular function: metalloaminopeptidase activity; peptide binding; zinc ion binding. Gene Ontology annotation, cellular component: cytoplasm. The record is from RefSeq and is a predicted model, not a curated record.